This is a messenger RNA of Paramacrobiotus metropolitanus, 6198 nucleotides long. RefSeq lists its product as uncharacterized. NCBI's taxonomy places the organism in Eukaryota, Metazoa, Tardigrada, Eutardigrada, Parachela, Macrobiotidae. Gene Ontology annotation, molecular function: protein serine/threonine kinase activity; ATP binding. Gene Ontology annotation, cellular component: cytoplasm. The coding region runs from base 356 to 5560 and encodes 1734 amino acids. Gene Ontology annotation, biological process: protein phosphorylation. The record is from RefSeq and is a predicted model, not a curated record. The transcript has 7 exons.
AACUGAUAUUAGCCGAUUUAGCGAUGAAUUAACACUUGUAAGAAACUUUGCCUGAUAACUAAGUUUUCCUGAUAAAUAAUAUGGCUCUACUUCUUAAAUAAUAUGGCUCUAUUUGCUUGGAGAAUUGUGAUAAAACCGACAAUGUCCACUAUCACAUGCCUUUACCUAUGGUAAACACGAGUUCAUGAAAGCAAGCCAUUUCGGAUUGUACAUCCAUCGCAAUUGAUUGCUAAAUACUGUUUUGUGUACCCCAGCAUAACAAGCCGCCACGUGACUGUUCAGCUUUCGAAGAAAUGAAGUAAUUUCGCAGGCCAUUAAGACCCGUUGGUUGACGGCAGACAGCACUAGCAGCAACAUGCCUUCUACUGGGAUACCAGGUUUUCCCACUGUAGUAACUAUUGGAGACCGUAACUAUUCCCAGCAAGAGGCCAUCCAGUCUAACGAUGCCCGCCACAUUUUCAGGCUGCGUGAUAACGCCAAUGGCCAGAAUAUGGUAGCGCAUUGUUUCCGUAAUCACUCUCCAAAUAUCAGCCAGAUAAUGAAGAAAGCAUGCCAUUUGCUACAUCUUGACCAUGAAAAUGUGGUCCGCUACUAUUUUGUGGGAGUAAUGCAACCAGACUGGUUAGGCGUAAUUGCGGAGCAUUGCAACAUGCCGAAUUUAUCCCAUUAUGAAGAGCGAUUGGCAGUCUUCGAAGCACUGCAAAUCGGAAGAAGCAUAUUGGAGGGUCUUGCUUAUCUCCAUAGUAACGGCGUAGUGCACGGUGAAUUAACGACCGACAGCAUUCUGUUAUUCCCGUCCGAGCGCGAUAGCUUUCCUUUGCCGAAAAUUUCCCUGGUAGAAUGCCUUGAGAAAGAAAAUGUGCCACAAAACCUUUUGCAAGAUAUCUGCGGAAAAAUAGAGGAAAAUGGUAAUCUUCAGUACAGCUCCGCCAAUCGGAACUACAAAAGCGAAAAUGGAAAAGAGUUUAGCAAAUUGGACAUAUGGUCGUUUGGAGAACUGAUGAUACACAUUCUAGAAAAAGUGCCGACCGAAGAUAUGAAAGCGGAGAGAGAAGCAUCCGCCAAUCCUUACUACACCCAAGACACACUUCCGCGCCUUGUCAAGGACAAUGCAGCGCUACAACGGCUAUCAUCAAAAACCCCGCCGGGCAUUUAUGAUCUUCUGCACUUAUGCUUCCGCAGCCAUCCCAGCAAUCGGCCAACCGCACAGGUACUCAAAGGACACUAUAUCUUUGCGGCUGACGCAUCAGUGGAAAAAAAAGAAAUUGAGUGUCGAAGACGCAUACAGCAGUACUUGGGAUCAGAAUAUUAUUACUGUAUUUUCGAUGCUGCCAAUGCCUUUUUCUAUACCAAAUUUUUACGACUAGAACGGCGAACCCAGCAGGUGACAACACGUAUUAUAACUGUUGAUCACGCAAGAGAGCAGACGGGCAAUACUUUAAUUUGGGAGAAUAUUUAUGACUGCUCACUGGAUCCCCAUGCGUAUCCGUCGGAUUUCGUCUUUCUCGAAGAAUUACGCACAUUUAACGAGAAAGAUGUGAAACAACUCACCCAUAUACGACAUCAAUCGAUUCUUCCCCUUCUGGAAUGCCAUUACCGAUAUGUUGCAGAUUACGUCAGCGUUGUCUACAAACUGGCUUACGAUCCUGACUGCUGCUGCUUGCAACGUCUCCUCGAAGCAGGUGUUGAAUUUUCCUGGAACUGCAUAAGGACAUACAUCAGACAGCUUAUCGAGGGUUUGGUCUUUUUGGAGCAGAAACAAACCCGUAUCAGUAUGACACAGCACUGCGGGGUUGUGCUGUGCGAAAGACAUCCAACUGGCACAUUCCUGAGGGCGAAGAUACACGCUGCCUACUUCCUGGAUUCGAUGCUGGACAUCAAGUUUCAGACGCACAAAAUGAGCGAGGUUGACCUCAUGCCCCAUACUGAAUUUGCGCGCUUCAUGCCACCGGAGCAUGCCAACCUGCCGUCCUUGGCCAUGGCUCUCACCGCAUCGGAACCCCAACAAGUGUGGGGAAUCGGGCACAUCCUGCUGAUGCUAGCCAUGGGUCCAUAUCUCCGCUUUGAAAAAACGACAGAAGAUGGCUGCAAUGAAAGUCGUGUGGUUGAUGGAAAGGUGCCGACAGAAGAAAUCGUGGAUUUGCUGCGCAGUGGAUGGUUACCAUAUGUACCGAACGCUCUUCCACCCAAUGCCAAAAAUAUUAUCAAAUCUUGUUUUCUCCCCCAAGACGAGCGGCCUUCGCUGGAAAGCCUGCUUUGUUCGCAGCUUUUCCAGGUGGCGAUGCCGAUGGAAGUGGUCCUGCAAUCCAAUACUAAACCAGUUUUUACUAUGCGUCCGGUAACAGAAGACGAAUUGCGCGCAUUCGAGCAAUGGAAGCGCAACCCAGCAACCAAUGGGACUGAAAUUAAACCAUGCAUUUUAGCUGCAAGUACUGCCGCAUCGAUUCGGAAAAUUAUGUGGUCCUAUCGCAAUCUAGACACAGAUCGCCCUAUUGCGGUGCAUUUGCGCACCGCUGCUCCAUUCGAAAAUCUGAACGCUCUAACAGCGGUGUCUGACCUUGUUCUCGAUUUGACUGUCGAGAAUGUACCUCAGUUCAAUUGCAACUUGCUCAGUACGAUCAGCUUGCCCAAUCUGCUUAGCCUGCGAAUAAUGAACUGCUCUGAUAUUGUAUUGCGCCCAGGUGUUCUAACCGCUUUCCCAAAAUUGCGCUGCUUAGAACUUCCGCGUUGUACUUUGGCAGAAUUCAGUGAAGCUGUCCUUGUGCAACUGACGCAGCUGGAAAUGUUGACAUUCUCCGAUGGGCUUGCCGAGGACGGGACAUUCGCAAAUGCGUUUACCACAAAGAUUUGCAUGGCAGAGGAGUAUGCAUGGUUAAAAGAAUAUCUGCGCACCCACAGCGGCUUGGUUCAGCCACGUGGUGAAGGAGAUAUUUGGCGCUAUCGCAGUGUUUGGAGCAGACCCAAUUUAGGAUUCUCGUUCAGCAGCUCCGGUAACGAUUGCUCACCAGUGAACCAAAUGAAGGUGGCUAAAUGCAUCCAAGUUGGACUCUUCGGAGAAUUCCGGAUACCACCAAACUCCGACCAAAGUGCCGAUGUGCCGAUUCUGAAUAAAAUUAUUCAGACUGACAGACUUCAUCCUGAAUAUUUGGAAGCUGUAAAAAUGAUGUGCGACUUGAACCAUCCGAAUAUUUUGGCCAUACAUUUGGCUGAAGCGUCAUCGAUAGGCGGAACACUGAUUCUAUCCAUGGAUUAUCUUCAAGCCGGGUCACUUGGGGAUCAUCCCUUUAAAUACGAAGUGUCGCAAAAGUUGCCGACAAUAGUAAACUUUAGCAAAGAAAUUCUAUUUGGACUGCAGUAUUUACAUAAAAUGAACAUUACACACGGCUCGCUUCAUCCGUGGAAUGUGAUGUUGCAACCUGUUGCCGGAACAACUCAUUUCAAACCUAAACUCAGCGAUUAUGAUAAUAACCCGCAGCGAGUAUUUAGAACCGAUAAGGACCGUUGCAAUCUUAUUUCCAUGUGUGCUGAAAGGUAUAUCUCUCCCGAAAUGAAGCGCGGCUUCAGUGAAUUGGACCUUAAUAACUUAAAUACCAGCGCAGACGUUUGGAGUUUCGGGCAGAUCAUCCUGUUUUUAUUUCUGAACCGCCAAGCCUAUCUUCAACAAGAAUCUUCAACAGGCGAGUUCUACAAUUGGGAGAGUAAUGCGCUGUUUUCAAGAGAGGACCACAAAACAUGGUCUCCGAUGCCUCCUCCUUGCAUGCCGCCCGCUUUUCUUGACGUGCUUUAUUUAACAUUCGAAGAUAGCCCUUGCAACAGACCGUCAGCUGAUACGCUGCUCCAUCACUACAUUUAUGUUGCACCACAUUCAAUGGAUUCAGAACCUUCGCGAUUAAUUAGGACCGAUAUCAAAUCAGCUCUCACCACAUUUAGCUGCCCUCCAAGUCUGGAAAUUGGACCGUUAGAGCGUGAAAGCUUCAAUUCGUGUGCGGUAUUCAGUCAGAUAACCAAAGAAUGGACCAACGCACCACUUUUAGAUCUAGAACGAGCAAGUAUCCGAUUAGAGAUCCCAAACCUCAUGCAGUCAGUUACAUUCAGCCAUCCCUGCGUGACUCAGUUAAUCAACAUGCAUAUCGAAACCUCACAGACACUUCGUUUCGCAGCGUCGUUUUUAUCUGAGCGCGACGACAUUAACUUAACGUGGCACUUGAAUCAGUUCAAGAUCUCAUGGACGGAAAUUCGAUCGUACUGUCUGGAUAUUUUGAGUGGGCUGCAAUAUUUAGCAGAGAAAAACAUAAUCUGCGAUCCGAUUGCCAUUCAUUCGAUUCGCUUAUGCAACAAACAUACCUGUGGCAUAUAUCAAAGAGCAAAGUUAUUUGCUAUUCUACCGGUUCUGAGCAGUCUUGACGCUGACGAUCGACUUCGUUUGCUCGGAAAGUAUUAUUCGUAUUGGUAUGCUCCGGAAGAGAUCGCCGGCUAUACUAAGGAUUUCGUCCACAGGACAAAUAUUUGGCAUUUUGGACAUACACUGUUGGAUAUGACAACCAUAAUCUCUGAAGAACGGUACGUUGCAGAACCGGGAUGCUUAGCCGAUACGAUGGGACGGCCGAUAAAUGGUGUUCACAUCCCAUACUACAGUGAUCCACUGCCAUGGCUGCGAAAUCAAUACAAGCCCUGGAUUCCAUCAUACCUUCCGGAUAGACUUCAAAGCGUCAUCCGACAGUGUUUCCAGGAAGCUGCUUUACGUCCCACAGCAGCACAAUUAAAAGGCGCCGAUAACCCAAACGAGUCUUUGUUUCUGUGUUCCCAUGCUAUUCCGAGAAAAUUUCUCCAUUCGCAUGUUUUACCGGAAUUUUCCAUUCGCCCAAUGAGCAGCAGAGAGCUUGUCAAAAUGCGAACCGGGAAUAUUUUGCUGUCAAAUCCGGAUACAACGGAGCCAUCAGAAAUGGUCAAGUAUUUGUGGUGGACUGUUGUUCCAACUGAUUUGUUAGCGGGCCCAUUCCUGUUGCUGAAGUUGCGCAAUUUAGAUCGCGAUAUUCCCAUGGCCAUAACAAUAACAAGCUCCGUUCUCUUGGAUCAGCAGUUCUUUGCGCCCAUUUCGGACGUACUAUUGGAGCUCAUUAUCGCCGACAUCCCAGAAUUCAACUGUGAAGCACUCCAGGGUCUGCGUCUGUGCAAUGUACUAACACUUCGGUUUGAAAACUGCUUCAAGGUCAAAAUUUCCACAAAUCACCUGAUCGGCUUUAUCAGGCUUAUGAGCUUGGAGUUUCAUAACAGUACCAUUUCUGAUUUUGAGAUAAUAUCAGGGAACCAUCUGUCAAGUCUGUACAAUCUCGAUCUGACCGGUAACACGAACUGGCCAGAGAUCGUCGACAAAGAUAUCAUCGACACAUUGCGGGAAUAUGUUGAACGCCUUCUCGUCCAUGAUGCCUUUACAGCUAUCCGUGCUCUGAUUGAAAGUAGACGAUAUCUUAUCAUUAAGAAACAAAGUGGGAAGGUGUGGCGCUAUGGCAGUGAGAAAGAAAGUUCCCCAAAUCUGGGUCACCUGGAUUUUCUACUUUAAUGUCCAUCACGCCCGCAGUUCCGUUACCCCGUCGACAAGCAUCGAUUUUCAUUUAUCUGAAAAUUACUUUUUGUCCUAAUGUCCUCCUUGUCUAGAGGCACGAUGCAAACUGUCCGCGACUGACUUACCUGUCCAAACACACUCGGAUCUGGUGACCCUAUGUGCAAGAGCUCGGAUCUGGCGACCCUAUGUGCAAGUUUUUGAUCCCGUCCCGACGUAGAAUGCACGAAAUAAUUUCGCUUGAGGCUAUUGUGCCGAAGUAGGAACAAUUUGCGCCACAACAACUGUUAGGCUAUUUUGCUGUGCUUCUUGUGUCUGACCCUUGCCCUGUUUGAAUCAGCGCCGCCCUCUACCGGAUAUGUAUCCUCAAUUGAACACCAUGUCCGUUAGCGGUUGAUGUAACCGCCAACCGUUUAGAGUUGCUGUCCGAAACAGCCACUGCGAAUUUUCAAGGUUGACGGUUACACGUGAUUGUUAGGGCAAGCAUCCACAGUUGACGGUUACAUCAACUGCUAGUGUGUUUCGUACUAAAUUUAACGUUUCAAAAAGACUGCGCUUUCGACUGAGUGUUGAGCACCUUAUCUUGGAGUUACGACCACCAUAAAGCUUCUAAAGUGCCAUAUCGGCAUUAAGCUUUG